Messenger RNA from Acomys russatus (golden spiny mouse), 1069 nucleotides. Its product is annotated as keratin-associated protein 4-7-like. The coding region runs from base 45 to 659 and encodes 204 amino acids. The transcript has a single exon. Gene Ontology annotation, cellular component: keratin filament. The record is from RefSeq and is a predicted model, not a curated record. Lineage: Eukaryota; Metazoa; Chordata; Mammalia; Rodentia; Muridae.
CUCAACCUCUUGUAAGCCAACCCCAAACCUCCACCUCCAACACCAUGGUCAGCUCCUGUUGUGGCUCUGUCAGCUCUGAGGAGGGCUGUGGCCAAGGCUGCUGCCAGCCUAGCUGCUGCCAGCCCACCUGCUGCAGGACCACCUGCUGCCGCCCCAGCUGCUGUGUGUCCAGCUGCUGCAGGCCCCAGUGUUGUCAGUCUGUGUGCUGCCAGCCCAGCUGCUGCCAGACCACCUGCUGCAGGACCACCUGCUGCCGCCCCAGCUGCUGUGUGUCCAGCUGCUGCAGACCCAGCUGCUGCAGACCCCAGUGCUGUCAGUCUAUGUGCUGCCAGCCCACUUGCUGCCACCCCACCUGCUGUAGACCCAGCUGCUGUGUGUCCAGCUGCUGCAGACCCAGCUGCUGCAGGCCCCAGUGCUGUCAGUCUGUGUGCUGCCAGCCCACCUGCUGCCGCCCCAGCUGCUGUAUUUCCAGCUGCUGUCAGCCCUCUUGUGGUGGUUCCAGCUGCUGUGGCUCCAGCUGCUGCCGCCCCUGCUGCCGCCCCUGCUGCUGCCUGCGUCCAGUCUGUGGUCAGGUUGGCUGCCACACUACUUGCUACCGCCCCACCUGUGUCAUCUCCACCUGUCCCCGCCCCAUGUGCUGUGCCACCCCCUGCUGCUAAAUUUUCUCUUUGAAUACACCAUUUUUCUCCUCAGUCUCUACAGAUGAAGUCUGUCCUUCUAGAAAAUGUGUAGUGUUCUAGGAACUUGAUAUCCAGAGUCCCAGAAGUCAGUCUCAUUUGCAUUUUUUCUGUGUGCACAUUCUGACUUCUGUCCAAAGUUCUUCCUCUUAGAAUUAAUUUAUCAAAAACUUCCCAAUACCUUAGCAAGUCUCCCUCAACAUGUCUCACCUUGUACUUUUAUCUAUUAUUCAUGCUGGAGGAAUUUAAAUCAUCCCUGGCACUUGUAGAUGUGCACACAUUUUAACCCUUCUGAAUAAAAAUCCAAUAAAGUGUCUUUUAUAGCCUUUGCAAAUGUUUUCAUGCUUUGCUACUUCUGUGUAACAAAAAUAAAUAUCCAACACAUGGAUGCU